Messenger RNA from Sphaeramia orbicularis (orbiculate cardinalfish), 1865 nucleotides. It is a transcript of the gene ankrd63, whose product is annotated as ankyrin repeat domain 63. NCBI's taxonomy places the organism in Eukaryota, Metazoa, Chordata, Actinopteri, Kurtiformes, Apogonidae. Gene Ontology annotation, cellular component: cytoplasm; nucleus. The record is from RefSeq and is a predicted model, not a curated record. Gene Ontology annotation, biological process: negative regulation of cell population proliferation; regulation of G1/S transition of mitotic cell cycle; regulation of cyclin-dependent protein serine/threonine kinase activity. Gene Ontology annotation, molecular function: cyclin-dependent protein serine/threonine kinase inhibitor activity; protein kinase binding. The coding region runs from base 101 to 1714 and encodes 537 amino acids. The transcript has a single exon.
UCGCUGUCAACACUGAGAGGCUCGGACAACUUGCUACACACUUUUUCUCCCUUUUUGUCACUUUCUUUCUCGGCUCAGCUCCACAAGUGGCUGUCCAAGAAUGAUGCGACCGAAAGAUUUACGCCAGGGCUCGGGCACCAAGACCUUCCUGGAGGCAAUGCAUGGUGGCAAAGUUCACCUUGCACGCUUCAUUCUGGACGCUUUAGAUGGACGCAUCAUCAACUCUAAGACGGAAAACAGUCGCACACCGCUGAUGUAUGCUGUCUGCUUGCAAGAACCUGGGACCAGAGGAAAGUUCACUCAGCUGCUCCUGGAAAAAGGGGCUGAUGUCAACUGCCAGGAUGAGGAUGGUCGCACGGCCCUGAGCCAUGCCUGUGAGAUGGGACACCUGGAUGUGGUCAAGCUUCUGGUGCAGUUCAAUGCUGACCCUGAUGUCUCUGAUGCCUGGGGUAACAGUUCUCUGAUGUAUGCUGCCUUUUCUGGGCACAGUCAGAUUCUGGACUUUCUGGUCCGAGCUUUCAAAAGACUCGGACUAAGACUGGACAGGACCAAUAAUGCCGGUCAUUCUGCUAUUGAGGUGGCCAACUUUUUCGGACACAACCAGUGUGUUCAGAUUCUCAACUUCCCUUGCAGGAGAGGUAUUGGCACAGAUGAACCCCUUACCAAUGCAGGGACUGUAGGGGAUGGAGACCGUCUGCUACCCAACAAGCUCCCAAAGCAUCUUCUGGAGAGGUUCUCCAGGCAAUUCAGCAGCAAUGAGGACCAAUUGCCCGGAGUAUUUCAGAGACAGCAGAAGACCGGUGAGAGUAAUGGGCUGUGGAACCGUUUCAGAUGUCCCAGGAGCCAGUCCCAAGACGACAACCAUCGCCACAGCUGGGCUCUGCCUCCUCAGGUAGAGAAAAGUCAAAAUGAAGGGGUUCACAGUGUUCUCUUCACUGCCAAACAACUGCAAAAUUGCCAGCUUAGAGAAAUAAGGGGGGGUAAAACACUGAACUCUCUGCCGGAGCCAAGCCAGAAAGAUGUCAGCAGAGACACUGGACUCCAAAAGCAAACACCAGAGAGUUUUUCUGUCUGGGGGAAAGCAAAGUCGUUUAACCUGGACCUUCUGAGCACAAGAAAACAGUCCUAUCAGGGUGAUGUGCGUGACAUGAGUCUGUCAGCCAGCAAAUUAAAGAGAGCCUCACUACAGGAUGAAAGAUGCCUGAUAGACAAGAUGGAAUGUCAAGGGAACACCCUGGGCCUGACAAACGAUGCCGACAAAACUGUCUCAGCGCCAAAACCUCUUUUAAAUGGCAAGAGUCCGGCCGUGAGAGCUCUUGAGGAGAAUGUCAAAUCACAGAAAGAAGAAGCUAAUGACACAGCUCCUUCAGGCAGGAGAGAGCAGCAGAAGAGAGGAAGCUUUGCCCCAGCCGGCAGACACAAUAAACUGCUGUUUGCCAGAGGGGAGAUGGAUUCGGGGAAGCUCCCUAACCGUACGCCAGGGUUCAUGGGCCUGGGGACCAGACUACUGCGUCGAUUCACCGCACCAGAGUUCAUGAGGAUGGUCAUAGACUGUUCAGCGAGCUCUUCACAAGGCAGAGGGAGGAUGUCCCGCUCUGAAACCUUCCCUCUCUCUCAGACACAUCAGCAGGUCAACAGUCAGCCAAGUGUUGACAGCAUCAGCGGUGUUAAGUGUGAGUUUGAAAGCUGCUCUUCACAGUUUACCCUUGAUUAGAAUACAGAUUACAAGAAACAGAUGGCUGGUAAUGGAAUUUUUUUACAGCAUUUAAGAUCUGACAAUGCAGUUUAUUUGCUUUGUGAUAUAUUUACUGAAUUAAUGAUAAUCACUGGCUUCUGUUUUAAUUAGUAUUUGCAUUAUUAUUUAA